Talaromyces proteolyticus is the source of this 435-nucleotide messenger RNA. RefSeq lists its product as uncharacterized. Bases 1 to 435 code for a protein of 144 amino acids. NCBI's taxonomy places the organism in Eukaryota, Fungi, Ascomycota, Eurotiomycetes, Eurotiales, Trichocomaceae. The record is from RefSeq and is a predicted model, not a curated record. The transcript is spliced from 2 exons.
AUGUCACCUCUGCCAGUCAUUGCCUGUGGCACCGCCGACCCGCAGGUUUUCAACGCUGUUAAACCUCUUUACUUACCCGAAUACGAAAUUAUACAUAAUGUCACCAGCAGCGCCUCCGGAGCAGUCGAAAUACCCUUCGUGUUGCAAGGGCAGACCCCUCCCAUUGCUGAGGAGCCCAACCGCGGCACCAAGGACUAUUCCAAGCCUCCCGUAGCUGUGUUUGCAGGGGCUUUAUACGGCGAUAGGCAAAUCGACGAGAUGCGCGAGGCAUGUCAAGGCCUCAGUUCUGUGCCUUGGUUAAAGAUGGAUAUGACCGUGCCGAGGCCGCCGCUGGGACCUGGGUAUGCGGAUCAUGUCGUGCAGAGAAUUAAGGAGUGCAUGAAGAAGAUCGAAGCUGAGGGCAAGCUGAACCAAGAUGGCGUGUGGCUUUAUUAA